Toxorhynchites rutilus septentrionalis is the source of this 2138-nucleotide messenger RNA. Its product is annotated as probable methylcrotonoyl-CoA carboxylase beta chain, mitochondrial. The record is from RefSeq and is a predicted model, not a curated record. Gene Ontology annotation, molecular function: methylcrotonoyl-CoA carboxylase activity. Gene Ontology annotation, cellular component: methylcrotonoyl-CoA carboxylase complex; mitochondrion. The coding region runs from base 131 to 1876 and encodes 581 amino acids. Gene Ontology annotation, biological process: L-leucine catabolic process. The transcript has 3 exons. NCBI's taxonomy places the organism in Eukaryota, Metazoa, Arthropoda, Insecta, Diptera, Culicidae.
AUGAUAACACGCAAUAUGACAUCGAAAUUGGAAGUGUGUGCUAUCGUGUGUGCACGGUUUCUCGGUUCAAACUACCGCAUUUCCUCCUUUUUACAUAACAUUGUGUGUCCAUAGAAUUAGGAAGCAGAAAAUGUUCCAAAAAACGCGUUUGAUUCUUCAAAAUUUGUCUAAUUACCAACGACUUCGUCCUAAAUGCCGAAUGCUUCACAUAUCCGAGGCGAAUGUUCUGCCCACCGAAAUUAAUCGACAAUCUGCCGAGUACAAGGAAAAUCACUCACAGAUGAGUGAACUGGUCAAUGAACUGAAAUCGGUCACAGAGAAGGUGCUGAGCGGGGGUGGGCCGGAAGCAGUCAAACGGCACACAAGCAAAGGUAAACUUUUGGUAAGGGACCGUAUCAACAGGUUGAUCGAUCCAGGUUCGCCGUUUCUGGAACUGAGCACCUUAGCUGGCAACGGCAUGUAUGGGAAAGAUGUGGUAAACGCGGGCGGAAUUAUUACGGGAGUUGGUCGAGUGCAUGGUGUGGAUUGUGUCAUUGUAGGUAACGAUGCUACCGUGAAAGCAGGUAGUUACUACCCAAUAACGGUGAAGAAACACUUGCGCGCUCAGGAAAUCGCACAAGAGAACAAUCUGCCGUGCAUUUACUUGGUUGACUCUGGCGGUGCUAAUUUGCCCCGCCAAGCUGAAGUUUUUCCAGAUAAAGAUCAUUUCGGUAGAAUUUUCUACAAUCAAGCGAACAUGUCAGCCCUUGGAAUUCCGCAGAUUGCGGUCGUCAUGGGUUCGUGCACUGCCGGGGGAGCGUACGUUCCAGCGAUGGCUGAUGAGAGCGUAAUUGUGAAAAAACAAGGUACAAUUUUUCUGGCUGGACCUCCGCUUGUUAAAGCGGCUACCGGGGAAAUUGUGUCCGCUGAAGAUUUAGGUGGAGCUGAUUUACACUGUCGCACGUCUGGUGUUACAGAUCAUUACGCUGUUGACGAUGAGCAUGCCCUGUACUUGGCCAGACAAGUAGUGCAAAAUCUGAAUCGCCCAAGCGAGUACGAUGAAAAGGCGGGUUAUAGCACCAAAACGAUGAUGAACCAUGAUGAAUUGAGUUUUACACCGGAGCCUGAGUCGCCCCGAUAUGACAUCGAGGAACUGUACGGAAUCGUUGGGUCCAAUGUGACGAAAUCAUUUGACGUACGCGAGGUGAUAGCACGGAUUUUCGACGGCAGUAGGUUUACUGAGUUCAAGAAAUUCUACGGGGAAACGAUUGUCUGUGGAUACGCCCGAUUAUAUGGCCAUCUCGUAGGUGUGGUCGGCAACAAUGGUGUUCUGUUUUCCGAAAGCGCUCUCAAAGGAGCUCACUUCAUUCAGUUAUGCGCGCAAAAGAAAAUACCCCUUAUUUUCCUACAAAAUAUAACCGGGUUCAUGGUUGGUCGUGAUGCCGAAGCUGGUGGAAUUGCGAAAAAUGGGGCCAAAAUGGUAACGGCGGUAGCGUGUGCAAACGUGCCUAAACUGACCUUGCUCAUUGGUGGUUCAUAUGGAGCAGGCAACUACGGAAUGUGUGGUCGAGCGUAUUCACCUCGGUUCCUGUACAUGUGGCCAAACAGUCGUAUUUCAGUGAUGGGGGGGUCGCAGGCUGCUGGUGUUCUUGCCCAGAUUACCGAAGAGCAAUACAGACGUUCGGGAAAACAGUGGACAGAAGAGAUUGGAAACACAAUCAAAGCUCCCAUCAUUCAGCAAUUCGAAGCGGAGGGAUCACCGUAUUACAGCACCGCUCGGCUUUGGGAUGAUGGAAUUAUUGAUCCCGUCGAUACGCGAAAGGUUCUAGGCUUGAGCUUGCAGGCCGCGCUGAAUAAGCCGAUUGGGGAUAGCAAAUUUGGCAUUUUUAGAAUGUAAUCUGCAAUUCAUUUGAGAUAGCGUGUCUUCCACACUGAACGGAUACUAAAGUGCAUUUAUUAAUUGCUAAGAUAUUUUUGAACCUUUUUAUUCCUUAGUCUCAGAGAGAUUGUGCCUUUUGAAGGAAGUUGUGACUAUUUACAUACCAGACGACGCAUUUAAUGCUUAUUUGUAAGGUUUUAUGAUUAAUGGAAAUAAAGUUUCAAAUGGAUGUGGGUUACUAUUAUUCCAUGUCGCCAGAGGAGGGAAUUUUCAGUACGAG